GUUUAAAUGCUGUAUGGAUGAGUUUGAAACACAGUUAAGCGCGUUAUUGUAAGGCGGGAGGGAGCCGGUUCAUAACUGUGUCUUCUGACAUGCGUUUCCACGUUAUUGUCGCCGCUGUCUUUUGGUUUGGUUUCGUAGACUCACGGAAAAUAAGAGGAAUAUCUUCGUCCUACAAGCGGUUCUACAGGGAGAGGAAGUCCUUUCUGUGCGUUGAUGGGUCCAAGAUCAUUCCCUUUGAGCAGGUGAAUGAUGACUACUGUGACUGUGAAGAUGGCUCUGAUGAACCAGGCACCUCAGCCUGUCCUCAUGGCCGAUUCUACUGCACCAAUCUGGGUUUUCGACCACACUACAUCCCGUCAUCGCGGGUCAAUGAUGGCAUCUGUGAUUGCUGCGAUGCCUCAGAUGAAUACAACAGCCACGCUCACUGCCAGAACACUUGCUGGAAUUUGGGACAGAGAGAGAGAGCAUACGUGGAGGGUCAGAUGAGGACCUUAGACGAGGGUUUGCAACUCAAGCAGCAACUGAUUGAGGAGGGAGUGCUGCUCUGGAGAGAAAAACAGGCUCAGCUCAGAGAGCUUCAGCAGGUCGCCGAGGACCUCCAGAUCAAAUUAGAAGAACACCGAAGGAAGAAACAUGAGGCCGACCGACUCAAAGAGCAAACAUUAAAGGCGCUGGAAGCAGGGGACAGCAGUCUUUUUAAAUGUCAGAACAGCACAGUAACCAGCACUUUCCAGUUACUGGACAGCAAUAAAGAUGGAAGUGUAACCGUGGAUGAAGUCCAGGCUAAAGUGGCACUUGUCCAUGAUGAACAGCGGGUUCUCUCCGAGGAGGAAGCAGUGGCCUUGUUGGGAGGGGGCUAUCCGAUGGAUCUCACCAAGUUUCAGCACACACUCUGGGACAUCCUGACAAAGGGAGACAGUGUCAAGAUCAAAGACGCACAUGGGGCACCAGGCGUGGGUGAAGAUCCUCACUUAAAGGCAGCUGACAGAGCUGCAGAGUGGGAGGCUACCGAUCUGAAGAAAGUAGAAGAAGCCUAUGAGACGGUCAACAUGGAAAUAAGUGAUCUCUGGAAAAAGCUGUCCAUAGACUAUGGACCAGAUUGGGAGUUUCUGUUUCUGAACAGCCAGUGUUACGAGCUGAAAGUAUACGAGUACACCUACACCCUGUGCCCCUUCAAUCAGGUCACACAAAAGAGCACCGCGGGAACAGAGGUCUCAUUAGGGAGGUGGGGGAUGUGGGCCGCCGCGCCAAAGAACCAGUACAGUCACAUGGUGUAUGAGAACGGAGAACCCUGCUGGCAAGGAGGCUCACGCAGUACCACCGUCACGCUGACAUGCGGCACAGAGACGGCCCUGCGGUCGGUGAAGGAGCCGAGCAAAUGCCAGUACGUCUUGGACUUCCAGACUCCGGUGGCCUGUCAGCCGGCGCUGAAGCAGCGGGGCGUACACAGUGAACUGUGACCCCUCCCCUUACUGGCCUGGUCUAGAUUAAUGUAGCCCCCCUCGGCUCGCCCGCGGUGACAGGCCGGGGUCCUGAGGGUCCCCCCUGACAUCAGUGUUGUCAGAACAUAUAUCCUUCCAGGAAAGACUUAGUAAGGUCACACUCUGAUUGUCUGACCCGCCGCACCCAGACCACUUUGGUUUCAUAAACUGUUCCACCGUUGCUUUUACAUGGUCACUCGUUAGAAUACAGCGCCUAACGAAUGACUUUAAUGAGACUAGUAUUCUUUAUAUGGUUUACACUUGAAGCGCUACAAGAUGACUCUGUAAAUAAUAGAAUGAAGAGAAACUAGAUCAAUUCCAAUGAUGACUGCCACUAAAUAACUGCUUAUUCACGAGACUGUGUCCUUCUAUUUCAUUAUCAACCAACAUUAUGUAAUCCUCUUAUAGUAUUGCCUAAUGACAUAACAUAUCCACACAGACGGGUAGAGACUUUAUGGUUAUGAUAAACAUGGUCGAUCCACGCCUUCCAGCCUUCUGUGUGUUACUCCUCAGCUGAAAGUAGUCCCCAACAAAUGCACUAUUUCAAUGGGAUCGAACUACAGCAUCCAGCUGUUUUAUAGAAUUAUUCAGCCUUUUAAAUUAAACUAUAUAUUUGUGAUCCGUUGUUACUGAUUUGUAUUUAUUUUUUAUCAGCAAAAAGAACAAAGAAGGAGGAAGUUACAAAGUAUUUAGGGAGGAGACGACACAUCGUUUACUUUGAUCUUUCCAGGAUGUUCAUGGUGUUUUGUUGUUGACAAAGUGAGCGUUCUCUCACCGCGUUAUUUCAGGAUAUAAACACUUAUGGCUCAACAUUAGUUUAAAGUGUAACUACUGUA
Messenger RNA from Pseudoliparis swirei, 2317 nucleotides. Its product is annotated as glucosidase 2 subunit beta-like. The transcript is spliced from 15 exons. Gene Ontology annotation, cellular component: glucosidase II complex. Gene Ontology annotation, molecular function: calcium ion binding; protein binding. Bases 90 to 1460 code for a protein of 456 amino acids. The record is from RefSeq and is a predicted model, not a curated record. Gene Ontology annotation, biological process: N-glycan processing; liver development. NCBI's taxonomy places the organism in Eukaryota, Metazoa, Chordata, Actinopteri, Perciformes, Liparidae.